AUGUCGCGGAAGAGAUGGGUCUUCCGCCUUAGCCAUUCUAUUCUCCUCGCUGGUAUUAUUGGCGGAACACAUGCGCAAAUCUCCAUAGAGCCCUCGGUCAUGGAAAGUUCUAUCCCGUCCACUUUCCUCCAAACGACGCCUUCGCCCAUCGACACUCCUCUUCCAUCAUCAGCCAAAUCGGAACCAUCCUCAGUUCCAGGGUCAUUCUCAUCAAUCGUCGACCCAAGCUCUCUCACAGACGCUUUAUCUUCUCAAACUCGACGUCCCACAUCUACUUCUAGUACCGCUCGAACUACCAUCACGCUAUCCGGAAACAUUGCGGUUCACGGAUCCUCUAAACAAGUCCCUGUCGUCGCAGGAGCGCUCGCAUCUGUCGUUCUCGUCGUCGCUGCUUUUGUUAUCGUGCGUUUGCUGUUUCUGAGAAGGAAACGGCGGAGAGCAUGGUUUCUCUCUCAUGUUGCUGGGAGACCCCCAGAUCCAUUUGUACCCCCAGAUACCAACGGAUUGAAUUCUGCAACUCUUUCCCCUUCCUCGCCUUCAUCGAAGACUACUCGACCCCAUAUACGGUUCUCGGACGAUCUGGAACUCGGUCCAAUGCGACUAUCUUCUUCGAGAACGGUUUCGACACCUAAAGGCUCCUGUUCUCCGCUAGCAUCAUUUCCCACCGAUAAUUCAUCCUCACUUUCAUCUCAUAUACGACCUAAUACGCACUCUAUCCUCCGGACUCACGGUGAUAUACCCUCAUAG
This is a messenger RNA of Coprinopsis cinerea okayama7#130, 747 nucleotides long. RefSeq lists its product as hypothetical. The transcript is spliced from 3 exons. Lineage: Eukaryota; Fungi; Basidiomycota; Agaricomycetes; Agaricales; Psathyrellaceae. The coding region runs from base 1 to 747 and encodes 248 amino acids. The record is from RefSeq and is a predicted model, not a curated record.